AUGAGGCCUCUUACCGCAUUACCCACACUCAUCGCACUUUCUUUCUUUCUUUUCCUCUACUUGGCUCCCGCGCAGCAGCAACGCCACUCGCUUCACCGUCGCGUAGCCCAUGCCUCUGAACUCGAUUAUAAGCGGGCGGGCAUUCUUGGAGGCGGAGACGACGACUCGAGCACGACUACUCCGGCGUCUAGCACGACCACCUCCUCGACCACCACAUCGACUACGACGACUUCGAGCGAGACCUCGUCGUCGACUACGACUACAGAGUCCUCGACGACCCAGAGCAGCACCGCGGCAACUUCCACUACGCCAUCAGCCUCUGCAACUACACCCGGUAGCGCUACGACACCAGCCGCGUCAAAUACUCAGCCGUCCAACUCGCCUACACCGUCUCCGUCCUCGCUUACAACUACCAACGCCGCCGGCCAAACGGUCGUUCAAAUCAUCUCGGACACGCCCACGGCCAGUGCCAGUGCCGCGAGUGCCACCAGCUCCAGCGCAGGCUCAAACAAGAACGAUGACGACGACGACUCUGGCGUGUCAACCAGCACCAUCGUUGGACUGAGCGUUGCCGGCGGCGUUGCUGUGCUGGGUAUCGUCGCCUUCUUCAUCUGGAAAUUCACCAGGAAACGGUUCCAUGACCUCGACGACAAUGAAGCAAUCAAAUGGCCCGAAUUGAACGCACACGACGGCGCAACGCCGGCAACCCGCGGCUUUGACGAUGAUGGCGCCUCGAUCCGCCCUGGCGGUGUCGGCGGCGUGAACAACUACGCUGCAUCCGUUGGCGCAACCUCAACGACAGAGUUGUACCCGGCAGGCGCAGACCCAUACGCUGUCCCACCUCUGCCGCAGUUCAACCCCGCACAGCCCUACCGCGACGACCCGAACGCACUAUACGACCCCUACGGCGGCCCUAAUCUCGCCGCGCCUUCGACUGAGAAUAUUCCGAUGACACAGUUGGCUGGAAGGAGAAGUCCGGCACCGUUCGCGGGGUACGAUCAGGGCGGCAUGCCUCUGCCAGACGAGCGCCCGCGCGCAAGCGUCGCGAACCUGAUCGGCCGGUUCGAGCAACAGCAGAAGAAAGCUCCUCAGUCCUCGAACCCUUCUUCGCGCCCGACUUCCGUCGUAUCACAUACCACCGGCGACAGCUCCAAGGAAGAAGCCAAAGUCCAACGAGAAUGGCCGCCCGUGAUGACGCCCUCGCUAACGCGGACGUCGUCGGCCGCGACGAGCCCGCCUACGAACCCGAGGAGAAGCAUGCAUUUCGUGUCGCCGCCGCCGAGCAUGCAGCCGUUGCCGGCGGCUGUGACUCCGCCGCCUCAGGCUGAAGCGCCGAUUAUUCCUGAUGAGCCUGCGCCCGAACCUGUUCCGGAGGUCAAGGAGCCUGAACCUGCGCCUGCGAACGAGAAGCCGAAGCCUUCGCCCGCUACGCCUAUUGCCAAAGCAAAGUCGGCUAACCCUGCUCCUCGUACUUCGGCAGCUGCCGUCUCCCGCGCGCAUUCGCGUGCGUCCACUGUCACUCCGGCGAAGACCACACCCGCACGGCCGCCUGGCCCACCGAAAGUGCCCGUGAACGUGACGCCCGUCCGUCCAAAGACGCCCGUGCGGUCCAAGACCCCCUCCGCGCGUCCAUCAAUGGGCACACCCCGCACCGCGCCCCGACCCAGCACAAGCGGCGGACGCCCAAAGACGCCCUCCGCCUCCACACCCGCCAAACCGCGCGAAUCGCUCUCGCAUUCCACAUCCGGCGCGACAUCGCGCCUGUUUGCGCCCACGGCUGCGUCACUGGCCCGAGCUGGGCAACUGCCUGCUAAAGACGACAAGAAGGACACGCCGAAGAAGCCUGCGCCUGAUCUGAGCAGGUUGAGUAAGCCGACUGCCGCUUCUGCUGCUAAGGGUCGCGCGCCUGUUGCUGUGCCGACUAGUCCGCCCAAGACGCGGGGUACGCCUGUCAAACGCGGGGCGCCGACGACGAGAGGGGCGCCGGCUGCGAGAGGUCGGGGUGCUGCGCCUGUGGCGAAGAAGGUUGUGGCGGGCGCCGCUACUGCGGGUGCUGGGGCUGCCGCCGUCAGAACGGUAGAGAGCGAGGCGCAUGUGGAGGAUGCCGCGGCGUUUGAGGAGCAUCAUGAAGUGGAUGAUGCGGUCGUCGAGGAGCACAUCGAGGAACCUGCUCACGAGGAGGAGCCCGUGCACGAAGAAGAGCUUGCCGAGCCAGAGCCGGAACAUGUCGAGGUCGAGGCUGAAGAGCCAGUGUCUGUCGACCCUGCCUCUGAUCUGCACCACGCAGACGAGGUCGAGCCCGAGCCGGUUGAGGAGGACGCGCACGUCGCGGACAUCGCGGAGUCCGAGCAUGAUCACGAGACCGCGUCUGAGACCGCAGCGGAGGAAGAGGUCGUUGAGGAGAGCAAGUCGCCGAGGGUGCAGGACGAUAUACUGGAUAUGGUCAGCAUGCUCGAAGGGAGCAAGAUCUCGCUCACUGCCGGCGAGAUUCCGGAUGAGGAAUAA
Peniophora sp. CBMAI 1063 is the source of this 2505-nucleotide messenger RNA. NCBI's taxonomy places the organism in Eukaryota, Fungi, Basidiomycota, Agaricomycetes, Russulales, Peniophoraceae. The record is from the annotation of a GenBank genome assembly.